AUGUCGGUUAGUGAUGAGGAACAUAUACGUUAUCUGUGGAAGAAUGUGAAUAGUUGUAAGGUGGUUAUUUUAAUGGCGAAGGUUUGUGGUUGUGAUUCCAAUGGUUCUCAACAUACCUCUUUGUUGUGUCCCCCGGGUAACCUGAAAGAAUGUAUUGAUUGGAUUCUAUGUGUUUGUGGUAAAGAUGGGUUGAAUGGUGGUGAUGGUUCCACUGAUCUCGGUAAGGAGGUUGCGAAGUUACUACAGAAGGCGGAAAGUUACUUGACUGAGGAAAUUAACAAACACAAUGGUGCUAAUGGUGCUGCCAAAACGAAACUUGAAAAGGAUAAAGAAGUGCUUGAAACAGUAAAACAACAGUUGAAUCAAAGCAAUGGUACUAAUUUGAUCAAAACAUUGGCCGAUAAGUUGAAAGCAUUCAUUGGUUACAAUAAUGGUAACUUGAACGGUAGUGGUAUUGGUAACAAAGGUAAUGGUAAUGGUACAAAGUACACGUCCUCCUAUAAAGAUGACGCCAACUGGAAUGCCACCUGUAAUAAGAAUGACCAACAACAAUGUGCUUCAAUCUUCCUCGGCACUAUCCCCGUAAUUUUCAGUGGUUUGACCUAUUUGUAUUGGCAAUGUGAUAAAGGUAAUGCUAAAAAUUGGACCACGGGUAACAUUCACGAAACCAACCCGCUCGGCAUCUAUUUCGUCUGCUCAGGCUACGAUAGUAAUCAACUAAAUCAGAAUAAAAAAGCUAAUGCUGUACAAGAAUUACUUGGCCAACAAUUCACAGAAUUCACAAACGGUGCCAAAGUCAACGGCGACUACUCGAAAUACAUCAACGAAGUACUAACCAAAACUAAAUCUGGCAAUGCCAACGUCCACCCCCUCUCCAGUCUCUACAUCGCAUCGCAAUACCAUUUCCAAUCUACAUUCAGAAAUGGUGACCCUAAUCGGGUCCCCUGUAGUAUAAGGGAAAUGCUCUAUUGGCUCAUGGCUCUGCCCUAUAGUGGGUGUUUCCAGCUAGCACCUGAUGUGAUAAAAAGUGCUAUAACUAAAGUCACUGAAAAUUCUGGCACAAAGGGUAGCAUUGAAUUCGUUAGUGGUCCUACCUUAACCACUAACGAUCCUCACUCUUGCUAUAUAUCAACAACAUGCCACUAUGCCGCUGUGGUCCUAUGCACUAUGCAAGGAACAAUUUGUGACAACACAACACCUAAAUCCCCAAAGGGCUUCCAUGACAUCUACUCUAAUACUGCUUUCAACUUUGAAUAUCCCACUACAGCUAAUGCAUUAUUCCCUGUUCUAUGGGACAUCGUUUACUUUUUAUUGACUCAAUUAUAUUUCCUCAAAAGACAAUGUAAAUUCGACUUGGGAAAUGCUUGCGGUUGGUAUUAUUGUAAAUACGGCACUGCUAUUAAUACCAAUGGCACUGCCGUGCUCACACCACUAAAAUCAUGGAUAUGCCAACAAGCUGAUUCCAAGGACCACACCCAAAAAUGCGGCUCCACCAACCCCUCCCCCCUCCAAGCUUUCCUAACAGAUUGUCUAACCGGUUUCCAAUGUGCCAAUGAUAACACGAAGUUACCUUACACCGACCAUAUUUCCCAUCGUCAGUUUCAUUUAUAUUGCCCCGUCCCUAUGGGAUUCAACAAAGACUGUCUAUCACAGUCUCCUCGCGCGGGUUACUGUAUAUAUUGGAUACUAUAUUACUCCACUCAAGACAAAAAUGACCGUAACUCCGUCAGUCUCGACAACAUAAUCAUAUGUCUAAUGUGCUGCAGCCUACGUACCCCCCGUACAGUCGGUGAUCUCUUCUCUUUCUUCCUCCAUGCUGGGUUUUUCUUGAAAAAUGGUGGUGUCGACACAAAAAUACCAUGGAAUUGUAAAGAUGCCAGCUCCAUCACUGACGCUCUCAAAACCGUAGCUGGCAAAAAACAUAACGGCACCAAUCACAGCUCCGAUGCCGACCUCUACACCCUCUACAACAGUGAAUGUAACAAAGACAAAACCUGUGGCAAUUACCUCCAAUCGCUCUCCUAUAGUAUCUAUUGUAAUAUCUCUGAAAUUUUCGCUAUGUCCUAUCUAUCACGUAUUGUGUACCUCACGGAUGUCCUCAAAAGUGGUCUUAAAGUAUUACUUACAGAGUUCAACAAUCUUAAAUGUGAACACUGUACGCAUUGCAAACAUCAACACAAUGCAGGUGAACAUGGCAACCAAUGUAAAUGUCCCACCAUCGUCCAAUGCGGUGACGUCCUACCCCUUUUCUUCAAAUACGGCUUCACGUACUAUUACGCAGCUGCUUUAAAUGGUUACGACUCAAGCACUGGUAAAACCAAACCCGACUGGCUCCGCAUAUGCCACCAAUUCUCCACGCAGCUCACAAAAGUCAUCAACAACGCAUUCAAACAACUCCUCGACGCAAUCAACCAAUUCCUCACCUGCAUCCGCCAACCCUUCCUCCUAUACCUCCUCACCUUCUGGCUUGUGGCCAUUCUAUACUUCAGCUACUCUCUCACAAUAUCACUCGACGUUCUACAUCUACGGUCACACCUACACACUGCCGUCCUCACACCACUAGUACUACUCACCAACUACACACAACCACAUGACAUCACCUACUUUACACCGUAA
Molecule: messenger RNA, 2616 nt
Organism: Babesia sp. Xinjiang
Lineage: Eukaryota; Apicomplexa; Aconoidasida; Piroplasmida; Babesiidae
Exons: 1
Coding region: 1-2616 (871 amino acids)
Source: RefSeq, a predicted model, not a curated record